CUCUUUUUAUAUCCGUGUCGUUUUUAAAUGGGAUGUAUGGUUGGUGAGCAAAUUUCCAGCUGCCUAGCAUUGACUUCCUUAGAUCAUGGCAUCCUCGUCGCCACACAUGAUUCUUUAAACACCCUUUACUGCUUUAAUUUGUUUGUUUGAAAACUAGCUAGCCCACAAGAUGAAGAGUUUUGAAAGCUAAAUGUUCACAAUACUGUUCCUUUCAUUCUCAAAGUAAGGACUGGAAAUUUUGGGAGGAUAUGAGGUGUUUUUCAUUCUCCAAUGGUACUAAAGAUGAUGUACCAAAGAUGUCAAAGUGUACUCCUGUUCUUUCAUCUACAUCUAUAUCAACGGAUCCUGAUACGAAGAAAUCUGGAUCUGAGUACAACUCUCAGAACAUUUCCGAUAUAAGCACCGAAUCCUCGGUUAGGUUGUCGUUCAAGAGUUUGUCCCAAAGACCUAGCAACCUUAGGGUCUUCACAUUUGCAGAGCUGAAGACAGCUACGAAGAAUUUCAGCCAUUCCCUCAUGAUUGGAGAAGGCGGAUUUGGACCCGUGUAUAGGGGUGUGUUGCGGGAGACAGAAAGGAUCGAUAUCGCUGUUAAACAACUCAGCAGAAGGGGGUUACAGGGACACAAGGAAUGGGUUACAGAAGUGAAUGUUCUUGGCAUUGCCGAACACCCAAAUCUCGUCAAACUCAUAGGCUACUGUGCUGAGGACGAUGAGAGAGGGAUGCAACGCCUUCUGAUCUACGAAUAUAUGCCUAAACGGAGCGUUCAAGAUCAUUUAUCAAUUCGAUUUCAGGCAUCUCUGCCAUGGAUUACUAGAUUGAAAAUAGCCCAAGAUGCUGCAAGAGGCUUGGCAUAUCUUCAUGAAGGCAUGGAGUUUCAGAUUAUAUUUAGAGAUUUCAAGUCAUCUAAUAUUCUGUUAGAUGAUCAAUGGAGCGCAAAACUAUCAGACUUUGGAUUAGCAAGGUUGGGUCCUUCAGAUGGAUUAAGCCAUGUCUCCACAGCGGUUGUUGGAACAGUAGGAUAUGCUGCUCCAGAGUACAUUCAAACAGGGCACCUUACGUCGAAGAGUGAUGUGUGGAGUUAUGGGGUCUUUCUGUAUGAACUCAUCACUGGUCGACGCCCUCUAGAUAGAAACCGACCUAAAAACGAGCAAAAGCUCUUGGACUGGGUUAGGCCACACCUUGUUAACAGUAAAAAAUUCGAACAAAUUCUUGAUCCUCGACUAGACGGGAAAUAUUCCUUCAAGUCUGCUCAAAAGCUAGCAGCCAUUGCUAACAGGUGUCUAGUUCGACAUCCAAAAAAUCGGCCACGAAUGAGCGAAGUUCUUGAGAUGGUGAACCAGAUUGUUGAAGCGAGUGACAAUGGAAGUCUUGAAGCUGCUACAGAGAACUCCUCUCAAAAUGGCAGUGGGAAAUCUACGGCUAAAAGUUUUUUGAAAAGGAGAUUUGUCGAUCAUGUAAUUGGAGAGAACAAGUGGCAGGGCUGGAGGUCAUGGAGACCUAAGCUUGUUAGGACUAAUUGAGUGAAAAGAAAUAUACUUGUAAUUUUUAGACGAAGAGUUUUUGCGUCAAGAAUUUUUAGUUAAAUUAUUCUGCAUGAUUUUUU
This is a messenger RNA of Olea europaea var. sylvestris, 1603 nucleotides long. Its product is annotated as probable serine/threonine-protein kinase PBL19. Gene Ontology annotation, biological process: protein phosphorylation. The transcript has 5 exons. The record is from RefSeq and is a predicted model, not a curated record. Gene Ontology annotation, molecular function: protein kinase activity; ATP binding. Lineage: Eukaryota; Viridiplantae; Streptophyta; Magnoliopsida; Lamiales; Oleaceae. The coding region runs from base 249 to 1520 and encodes 423 amino acids.